Messenger RNA from Heteronotia binoei (common prickly gecko), 6531 nucleotides. RefSeq lists its product as uncharacterized. Bases 1 to 6519 code for a protein of 2172 amino acids. The record is from RefSeq and is a predicted model, not a curated record. Gene Ontology annotation, molecular function: fatty acid synthase activity. Lineage: Eukaryota; Metazoa; Chordata; Lepidosauria; Squamata; Gekkonidae. Gene Ontology annotation, biological process: fatty acid biosynthetic process. The transcript is spliced from 7 exons.
AUGAAUGUGCAACGCCUUCUCUUGCGCGCCUUCUCUUUUGUGAAGGCGGAUGAGCAGCUCCUACAUUCAAUUUCGAUUUCGAGCCGCCGGCUUGAGCUGGGCGUUGCUGUAGCGAAAACGCGUCAUACCCACAGCUGUGCCACCAAUGUGACCAUGGAGGCCUGGGUUACCACCACUGCCAGAUCUGCCUUUUUCCACUUGAGGCAGUUGCAAAUAAAUUUUAAACAAUAUUUAACUACAGGUGAAGGAACUGAUAAUUUCUGGCAAGUGCUAGUGGAAGGCAGAAACUGUACUGUAGAAAUACCACCAGAAAGAUUUGACUCCAUAGACUGGUAUGAUCCAGACGAUGGCAAACCAGGAAAAAUGAGUACAAGGCAUGCAGCUUUAAUUGAGGAGUUUAAUGUAUUUGAUAAUUUGCUUUUUGGAAUUAAUGGAAUGGAAGCAGGACGGAUGGAUCCCCAGCAGAAACUCCUUUUAGAAUGCACGUACAGAGCACUGGAAGAUGCAGGAGUUACUAGAGAAAAUAUUAGCAACACAAAAACAGGAGUUUUUGUUGGUAUGAUGAAUCGAGACUAUGAGCUCGUAAACAGCAAGGCCACUACUGAAAUAAACCAUUAUGAUGGGACCGGGACAGCAAUGAGCAUAGCUGCUAAUCGGAUUUCAUACACUUUUAAUCUUACUGGGCCAUCCGUUGCUAUUGACACUGCCUGCUCAUCAUUUCACCAUGCUUUGCAUUUUGCCUUCCAUGCAAUUAAACAAGGGGACUGUGAAGCGGCUCUUUGUGGAGGAGUGAACUGUAUCAUAGAUCCUCGAACUUUUGUAUCUCUUACCAAAGCAAAAAUGAUCUCAUCUGAUGGAAUCAGCAAGCCCUUUUCAACAAAGGCAGAUGGCUAUGGAAGAGGAGAAGGCUGUGGUGUUCUUUUGCUCAAAUCAUUGAAGAAGGCACAGGAAGAUUUCAACAAAAUAUGGGGCAUUAUCAGCAUCAGUGCCGUCAAUCAGAAUGGAAGAUCCGUCACUCCAAUCACCAAACCAUCUCAACAGGAACAGGAAAACUUGCUACGCAGCAUUUAUCCAUCUCAUGUUGAUCCAUCCAUGCUACAGUAUAUUGAGGCCCAUGGCACAGGAACCCCUGCCGGAGAUCCCACUGAGGCUGAGAGUAUUGGCAACAUCAUUGGUAAAAAGAGGCCUCCUAACCUGCCCGCUCUCAAGAUGGGCUCCGUAAAAGGGAACAUUGGGCACACGGAGUCGGCUGCUGGGGCUGCAGGCUUAAUCAAGGUUCUUCUCAUGAUGCGCCAUGGAAAGAUCGUCCCCUCAUUACACUUUUCUGAGAGCACUAGUAGCAUCGAUACACAGAGAUUAAAUCUCUCCAUUCCAACUCGUGUGGAGAAGUGGGAGGAGUCUAGUGAAUUUGGCAGGGUGGCUGGAGUCAACUGUUUUGGAUUUGGGGGCACUAAUGCCCAUGUUGUUGUCAGACAGGUUAAGCAAACCCCAAUUCUUCCCACAAUCAAAAGGCCUGUUGAACUGUUUGUCCUUUCUGCAGCUUCCGGUCACUCUCUCAAACUAGCACUGGAAGACACUGCUAGACGUGUGAACACAAGUGAGUCAGCUAUGCUCCCAAAUCUGGCCUAUACAUCUGCCUGCAGAAGAAGCCACCUAAACUUCAAAUACAGAAAAGCAUUUGUGGUGUCUUCUCUGCAAGACUUAGAACAGCAGCUACUAUCCGCAGCUGAAAUGGAAAUGGUUCCAUCCAAGAAAGCUCCACAACUGAUUUUUGUCUUCUCUGGUAACGGCUUGAAUUUGAAAGGAAUAUUCAAGACCUUGUUGAGAUCUGAACCAGUGUUCAGAGACAAAUGUAAAGAAACAGAAGGAUUAUUUCAGCAAUGGAUACGGCUGAGUAUCCUAGAACUGAUGGAAAGUGGUGAUGAUGACUUGACAAGGCCCGAAAUAGCCCAGCCCUUACUCUUCAUCCUGCAGGUGGCCUUGGUCGCUCUCUUGCAGCACUGGGGAAUGAAGCCAACUACUGUUCUUGGCCACUCAGUUGGCGAGGUUGCUGCUGCCCAUUGUGCCGGCUUUAUUUCCCUGGAAGAUGCUGUCAAGGUCAUCUAUCACAGGAGCAGGUUACAGGCAAAGGUCACGGGAGGCAGAAUGCUGGUUGUUGGUAACAUCCCCGUUCAAGAGGUGUCGGAAGCCAUUGGCGCGUACUCUGGGAAGGUCUGCAUUGCAGCAUUUAACAGUCCUCAGUCUUGUACCUUGUCAGGAGAUGCAGAUUCCAUCAAUGCCGUUCAGAAAGAUCUAGCUAAAUUCUUUGGUGGAAGAGAUGUAUUCCUUCACAUUUUAAAUGUACCAGCUGCAUAUCACAGCCACAUGAUGGAUCCAGUAUUGCAAGAAAUAGCGGGAAGCAUUUCUGAGUUAGAGAAACAGAAGCCUGAACUGGAGAUGGUUUCAACAGUGUCUGGGAAGGCUGCCUCAGAAGAUGACCUUGUUUCAGGCAACUACUGGGCCAGACAGGUUCGAGAUCCUGUCGUGUUUGCCCAGGCCAUUCUGACUUCCAUGAAAGAUAAGCAGAAUGCUGUGUUUGUUGAAAUUGGUCCCCACAGAGCAUUGCAGAGGAACAUUAUUGAAACAUUAGGAAAGCAAACUAAAGUCUUUCCUUCCUUGCAAGUUGACAGAGAGUAUGAGGUACUUCUUACAUUAAUAAAAGGUGUAUUUGAACUGAGGUUCAAUCCAGAUUGGCCACAUCUCUAUGAUGGAUAUCAAAGUGUUCCAGCAGCGUAUCCCAGAUAUCAGUUUGAUCGUAAGAAGCUGAAUUCCCAUGUAAACAUGCUGCAACAACCAACUCACCAAGUUUCAAACCACCCUUUAAUCCUCAAUGUCAGCAAUGACAAUACAGAAUUCAAGUGUUCCAUAUCUCAGGUGCAGACACCGUACAUCUAUGGGCACAAGCACAAGGGUGUCACUCUAGUGCCUGGUGCUUUUUUUGUUGAACUUGCUUUAGCUGCUGUGAUGACUAGUGCAAGACCAAAAAUUCCCUUACAUUUCUGUCAGAUGAUGAUAAGGUUUACUUCACCAUGUGUUUUAAAUGAAGACUCCUAUGAUCUGAAGAUAAAAGUGGAGCUGCAAAAAGAAGUGAAAGAAUUCAGAAUACUGUCUUCAUCAGGUACAAUUUAUACAUCAGGACAAAUCACAAGGGAUCUAGUGAUACCUGUUCAAGAAAAGACCAUAUCCUAUACUGAAGUUUUUCAACGGUGUAAAUCCUUUGUAAGAAGAGAUGAGAUAUAUGAAGCAUUAUCAACAUUUGGAUUUCAGUACGAUUCAAUAUUUAAGCAGCUAAGUGAUGUAUUUUAUUGUAAAGAACUGAAGGAAGGUGUAACCACCCUUAAGGUUAACAAAAAGACUGCAGAAGAAAUGCAUGAUUAUUUUAUCCAUCCAGUGCUCUUAGACUGUUUUCUACAAAUGACUGGGGUGAUGAUUAUGAAAAGUCUAGGGGAUUGUAUUGGAUUUCCUUCUGGCAUAGGCAGCUUUGUAAUUGUUAGGCCUUUGGAAGAGGAAAUGAUUAUAUAUGUGAAAAUGAGCAAUUCUAUGGCGAACUACUUAGAAUUUUGUGGAUGCUUCACAGAUAAACAUGGCUGCGUUUUGGCAGAAAUGAAACGUGUCAGAAUCACUCUUGUGAAGGAAACCUUCAGAAAUGAAACUGAUUUUUUGUAUGAAAAUAAGUGGAAGGAAAUAACUAAUUCUCAAAUCAUCCAGAACAUGGUGAAAACCUUAAGAAUGGCAGUAUUUGCUGACAAAAUGGGGAUCUCUCAGCAGCUCAAAAAAUUCUUAGAUAAAGAUUCUAAGUUUUUGAUGUACAAAGACUGGGAGGAAUUGCUUGAAGUCAGAAGCUUAGAAUCGCCUGCACAGGAUAAAAUUAAACUGGAGCUGCAGAAUUACAGUGAUGUUUUGUUUAUGUGGGGAAUCCAACAAUUAAAUGAAGGAGAUCCGGACUCCGUAGUUGCAAAUUUAUCAAAAUGUUGUGAGGCUCUUCGGCAAAUUAUGAUUGCUUUGAGAGCAAAGAAUAUUAAUUGUUCCAUCAAGAUAAUCACAUAUAGAGCCACAGAGAAGUCUGUAGACCACAUUAAUCCUGGCUUUGCUUUGUACGGCAUGGUAAGAAGCUGUAUGGUUGAAGUUACUGAAAUCACAUUUCAGAUGAUUGAUAUAAGCUCUACAACCACCAUGGACAUCUCAGCCUUAGCAGACGUUUUACUGGAAUAUGAAGCAAAUAAUUACUCUGAAGUCUGGAUUAACCAGGGAAGAAUUUAUGCUUCUGAAAUCAGACAUAGUCAUGUUCACGAUAUAGCAUACAAACAUCCUAAACAAUCUGUAAAAAAUUCUGAGAGUUUCACUCUUUACACUUCUGAUCCGUAUGAAGUGAAGGACUUAUCUGCUGAGCUGUCUGGUAACAUUGAUAUUCCUAUUGACGAUCACUGUGUUGAAGUUCAGAUUGAAAAAAUAAGUCUCCAUUCUGAAGACUACCUUCCUGUUAGUGUUUCCAGCUGUAACUUUGGAAACACAUUAUACUGGAAUUCACAGACAGUUGAUAAGCACAAGCUCUUGGCUUUGGACUGCAGUGGGAAAGUAGUUGCAACAGGCAGCAAAGUGAAAAAAAUCAAAGUGGGAGACCACAUUGCUUCAUGUUACCCAGUGACUGCAUCUUCCAGAAUUAGGAUCCCAGAGGUGGCUUGCUUUAGUACUCAGAAAUUCCCAUGCUUUGAAACUGUGCCAUGUGUAUCCUUCUUUAGAAUAGCAUGGGAAAUUCUGCACCAGACAUUGCCAGAAAUGAAGCAGAAGGGAUCUUUAGGCAUUAUUUCUACCGAACCAGAGUCAGUUUUGUGCAAAGUGCUGCAUCUGUCAGCUCAGGAAGCAGGAUGGAAAACUAUAUGUACAAGAUCUGACAGCAAUUUGGAGCUGCGCAUUGAAAAAUGCAGUGCCCUUGUUUUCCUGCCUCCACUAAAACGACUGCCUGAAGAUGUUUUAACUCAUCUUCCACGCCUGCAGAAUGUAGUUUUGCUGUAUGGCAACCUUCCCUCUGACAGUCUGAGAUUUCUCAUUGGAAGCAGUCACGAAAACUUUCAAGUUCAUGUUGUAAUUCUGGCUAGUAUUUUCCAGAAGGCUUCUCUGAAGCAAUCUCAGAAAUGUUUUAUCAGCUGGAUGAAGUCAAUGCAUCUGAAGCAAUUUAAGAACUUGCCAUGUUCAGUUUUUCAACAUGCAAACAAUUGUGAGACUUUGGAUUCUACAUCUUCAUUGUAUUUUGCAAGCAGAUCUAUCCCACUUGCUGUGCUGAAAAGUGAUGUGCAUAACGACUUUGUUUCAGACAUACCUGUGUCUGAAGCCAAGGAGAAAAUAUUUAAGCAAAAUGCUGUUUACAUAGUUACAGGAGGACUCACUGGACUUGGCUUUGAAACAGUUAGAUUCAUUGCUGAAAAUGGAGGAGGAGGCAUUGUGAUUCUUUCACGGAGAAAGCCAAGUGCUGAGAAGGAAAAAGAAAUAAACGAUUUGGAGCAUCAAAAUAAAAGGAGCAAAAUAAUCAGUCUGCAAUGCAAUGUCACUUCUAGGCCUGAUAUUGAGAAAGCUAUUGGUGCAAUCAGCAAAAUCUUUCCCAAGAGCCUGAUCAAAGGGGUGUUUCACAGUGCUGUGGUUUUACGUGAUGCAUCUAUUGAAGCCUUGACCGUAUCUGACUUUGAGACAGUUUUCAGUCCUAAGGUUGCAGGAGUCAUGAAUCUUCACCAUGUUACUCAAGGGCAAGAUCUUGACUAUUUUGUAUGUUAUUCAUCAAUUGCUUCAUUCCUUGGAAAUUCAAUGCAAGCAAACUAUGCUGCAGCCAAUUCCUUCCUGGACCUUUUCUGCCACUACAGGAGAAACUGUGGACUUGCUGGACAGUCUAUUAACUGGGGUGCCUUAAAUCUUGGAUUACUGCAAAAUCAAAACGAAAUCCAAAAGUUAUUGGAAUCCAAGGGCAUAGAGAUUCUGCAAGUGAAUGACUGUUAUGAGUAUCUUAAAAGAAGUUUAAUUCUAAACAAUCCUCAGCAAGCUAUUCUAAGAAUGAACUUCAAAACUUUGUACAAUCAUUUUAUUGCUCGAAAUCCAGCAUUCAGAAGUCGCAUGUCUACAGUCCUUACAGAAGAGCUUGGUACUUUUGAGCUUUCAGAAGAAACUACAUCCCAAAAUUUAGCUCUAGUAAAACCAGAAGAUUAUAUCAUGUCAUUGUUAAACCAGGUCAGUAGUGCAGAUCUAAGUGAAAUCACUGUGGAUACAUCACUUUUAUCCCUUGGCAUAGAUUCUAUGUUAGCCAUGACUCUGCAGAAUCGUAUUUUCCAGGAACAACAUGCAGAUAUACCACUUGUAAAAUUACUUGAUCCUAAUACAACAGUGCUCUCUUUAGCACUGAUGUUGGAAGAAAGAUCUCAGGAAAGCAAAAAACCUGGGAGACAGCACCACAUGAAACAGCAUACUGAAGGAGAAAGCUGGAGUACUUUUUUGUAACCACUGUAUUAA